Molecule: messenger RNA, 472 nt
Organism: Varanus komodoensis (Komodo dragon)
Lineage: Eukaryota; Metazoa; Chordata; Lepidosauria; Squamata; Varanidae
Gene: MRPL52
Product: mitochondrial ribosomal protein L52
Exons: 6
Coding region: 54-446 (130 amino acids)
Biological process (GO): mitochondrial translation
Cellular component (GO): mitochondrial large ribosomal subunit
Molecular function (GO): structural constituent of ribosome
Source: RefSeq, a predicted model, not a curated record
ACCUGAUUAUUUGUCCUUCUACUUCCUCAUCCACAUCAUCUUUCUCUUUCGAAAUGGCAGCUCGGGCGAUCCAAAGGCUUGGACCCCAGCUGGCAAAAGCUGCUUUGGCGUCUCGGACCUUCCAUUGCAGCCACGUGGACCAAGGCGGUGGCAAAUGGAGAGUAAAGCAAGGUUUCCCUGUAAACCCUUCCAUGUAUGGACCUUUAACAGACCUGCCUGAUUGGUCAUUUGCAGAUGGGCGACCAGCUCCUCCAAUGAAACGUCAGCUCCAACGGAAGGAAAAGAACAAAGAGUUUGCACGUCGUGUCGUCCAGCUUUCUGCAGAGAUAGAUCAUGGGAUGGAGAAGUGGAAGGCAAAGCAGAGACAACAAGAAGAAAUGGAAAAGGAAAAGCAAGUCAACCGACUGCAGCCCAAAGGAAAUAUCUGUUCUCGGGCCUCCAAAUAAACACUUUAUGUAGUUUGUUUAUUGUA